CUUGUUCGAAAAUUGUGGCACGUUUAAAAAUUGCGAAAUUCGAAGAUCUUUUUGCGAAAAUAAUACUCAAGAUUUGAAUCUUACUGCAUAAUAAUCGAGAAAUUAGGAUUCUCAAUCAUAAUCUGGUAUCUGGCCGUCUUCGAUAGUUUUCAUCCAGUACUCCAAUGAGUGCAAUAGUUGCUCCACGCAAAGAAGCAAAAAAAGAUGAAGAGACUGAAGAAGACAAGGAACUUCAAGUUGAGCUGAAACUUCUAGUCAACAAAAUAACUGGAAAUGAUCAAUCAUUGAUACAACCAGCAUUAGAUAUGAUGAAAUAUUUGGUCCGUACCUCAACGACUUCAAUGACUUCUGUACCAAAACCUCUGAAAUAUCUAGCUGUUUAUUAUGAUGAUUUGAAAUCAACUCAUCAGAAGAUGGGUAAUGGACAAAUGAAGAAAAGUCUUGCUGAUGUGAUUUCAUUAUUAGCUAUGGGAACUGCAGGAGGAGAAGCAGCGAAGAAAAAUCGUGAUUGCCUAAUAUAUUGUCUGCAAGGGACAAUGAGCGAAAUAGGCGACUGGGGCCAUGAGUACAUCCGCCAGCUGGAAAAAGAAAUCGUCCUCCAGUGGUCCUUCAACUGCGAAAAGGCCGCUGACACCCUAGUCGCGCUCAUCCACGACAUCGUCGCUUUUAAUUGCACCCACCACGCCGAAAUCCAAGCGUGCGAUUUGCUGAUGGAGGUCGACCUGCUGCACCUGUUGCCGGCCUACGUGUCCAAGACCAACUACCAGCGGAUGUGCCUCUAUCUGCUGUCCUGCUCCAAGUAUGUUGAUGAUGUGGAAAGGGCCAAAAUCAUGAGGCUGGUGGGCGAACAGUAUUUAAGGUUCGGGGAGCACACCAGGGCGAUGAUAACGGCCAUCCAGAUGAACGAUUCGGAGAUGGUUGAUAGGAUUUUUUCGGUUUGUACAGACAGAGUCACCUUAUAUCAGUUGGCAUUCAUUUGCGCACGCCACAAUUUUCCAGUGAAGCUAGACCAAGAUAUGGAACAUUCUGAAAAAAUCGAAAAUAUUUUGAGCAACUCCCAUUUGAGUACAUAUUUUCUCACACUAGCUAGAGAGUUAGACAUCAUGGAACCAAAAUCACCGCAAGAUGUUUACAAAUCAUGGUUGGAACCUAUCCCACCUCGGUUGAUUAUCCUUGGAGAAAAUCUAGACAGUGCACGACAAAACCUUGCUUCAUCUCUAGUUAAUGGUUUCGUGAAUGCCGGCUUCGGCAGCGACAAACUCCUCACGGUGGACGGCGGCAACAAGUGGAUCUACCGCAACAAGGAGCACGGCAUGCUGAGCGCCACCGCCGCCCUCGGGCUGCUCCACCUGUGGGACGUCGACGGCGGCCUCACGCCCAUCGACAAGUACCUCUACUCGGCAGACGACUACAUCAAGUCGGGGGCGCUGCUCGCGCUCGGUAUCGUGAAUUGCAGGGUGAGGAACGAGUGCGAUCCUGCGUUGGCGCUGCUAGGAGACUAUGUGGCGGCGGAGAGCGAGGUGCUGCAGGUCGGCGCCAUUUUGGGGCUCGGCUUGGCUUAUGCCGGCACUCACCGGCAAGACGUGAUCGAGCUGCUGCUGCCACUCGUCCCCUCCGCCAAAUCGUUGGAGGUGGUAGGCGUGGCCAGCCUGUCGUGCGGCCUCGUGUCCGUCGGCGAGCCGAACAACCAGGUGUCCGCCACCGUGCUCGACAGGAUCAUCGAGCUGAACGGCACGGAGGCGCUGCGGUCGCCCCACCUGCGGCUGGUCGCGCUCGGCCUAUCCUUGUGCUAUUUCGGGGUAAGAGAUGCUGUCGAUGUGCCUACGGAAGCGACCAAUAUUUUGGAGGAGCCCUUCAAGACCUUCAUCCAAACUAUGCUGUUGAUGUGCGCUUAUGCUGGAACAGGUGAUGUGCUGAUCAUUCAAGAGCUGUUACAUAUAGUGGGAGAGAAGGUCGACUUGCCGAAGAAAGAGAAAAAAGACAAGAAGGAGAAGCGAGAGAGGAAGGAUAAGGAUGGCAAGGGGCAGCCAGAUAAUCAGGACAAGGAUGGCGUGACGUCGAUAAAGGCGCCAAAGAAAACCGAGUGGGAUCAUUCGAUGGGUCAAGCGAUGGCCACUCUGGGCGUCGCUGUGGUUUCGAUGGGAGAAGAUAUAGGCGUCGAAAUGGUCCACCGCAUCUUCGGCGACAUCGUCCGCUACGGCGACCCUUCGGUGCGUAAGGCCUGCCCGCUCGCCCUCGCCCUUUCGUCGGUCUCCCGCCCCCACCCCGCCGCCGUCGAUCUGCUCACCAAGCUGGCGCACGACCACGAUGAAGAGGUGGCCGUGAACGCGGCGUUCGGCUUGGGCCUGAUCGGCGCCGGCACGAACAAUGCCCGUUUGGCUGCGGGGCUUCGUCAGCUGGCCGUCUACCAUGCGAGGAACCCGGCGCAGCUGUUCAUGGUGCGGUUCGCGCAAGGCCUGGUGCACAUGGGCAAGGGUACGCUGACAUUCGAGGCAUCGCACACCGAUCGGAUGCUGGUCGAUCCGUUGACCAUGGCAGGGUUUGCGGCGUUGUUUAUGGGACCGGAACCUGUGUUCGGUAUCCCCAAAACCUCAAUACGCGGCUGGCUGGCAAGGUGGAUGCAAGAAAGACAGCAGGCAAACUGGAACAAUGUCUCAGGACAAAGACACAGUAAACUGAUGGUUGGAACACUGUCCAGAACAGUGACUAACGACAUUCUGAGCCUAAACCGAAGUCAGAUCAGACAAGUGACGGGACUAAUAACCGGCCACUGCCCCUUGAGGAAACAUGCAUCAUAUGGACAUCUAUACAGCCACCCAUGUAAUAUUGGACUGGCCGUGUACCACGCGACGAACCCGGCGCAGCUAUUCAUGGAGCGGUUCGCGCAAGUAUUGGUGCACACCGUCGCACACCGAUCAGAUGCUUAUGGAUCCGUUGACCAUGGCAGGCCUCCUGGCGCCCCUCGUCUGCCUCCUCGACCCCUACCCGCUCAUCCUCGGCCAGUCGCCCUACCUGCUCUACCUGCUGUCGGCCGCCCUGCAGCCGCGCUGGCUACUAACACUCGACGCCGACUUGAAUCCGCUGCCCGUGGGCGUGCGCGUGGGGCAGGCGGUCGACGUGGUGGGCAAGGCGGGCACGCCGAAGACCAUCGCGGGCGUGCGCACACACACGACGCCCGUGCUGCUCGCUGGCGGGGAGCGAGCGGAGCUGGUCAGCGAUCGGUUCGAGGCGGCUGGGAUGACGCUGGACGGGAUUUGCGUAUUGAGGCAGGUGGAGGAGUGACGAUGUGCGUGAUGCGGAUUGAUUGGAUACACUGACCGGCAAAAUUGUGGUAAACUUUAUCUCUUCAACCCACUGACUUGUGACGUUAAUUAUUUUUGCCAUUUGAAUAAGACACUGUUAUUUCAAAUGUGAAGUUUUUAUAUUUGCCAUGGAUUUCCAUCAAGUAACGGCAGAGUCAAUUCAAAAUUGUUAUUUCAUUUGUGAUUUUGGGAUCUUGAAAUUAUUUAAAGGAAUCUUCAAAACUGAACUUGAAAGCAUAUUGAUUUGAAGAUUAUUGAUGAGAAAUUGAAAAAGCCAGUCCACUCACGCUUAUUAUCACUAAAUUUACUCUUAAUUUGACAUCAUUUCUUCCUGAAUCCUUAUCCGAUUUUGAUGCUGCUUUAUUUUUGGAAGAUUACGCUUCAGGAAUGUAACUAUACUACCGAUUUGUUCCUAUUAAGAAUGUAGUUAGUUAUAAAUACUAGGUGUGAGUAUAAUUUCGUGUUUUUUUAAUACAUAACGCUCCAUGAAGUGUACUAGUAGCAACAGCUACAACAAACUACGAUUGCAAGCUGUCUAAAGGCCCAACUUUCUUGAUAUAUUCCUUUUUGAGGACGAUAAUUAUGCAAUCGUAUAGCUCACCAUUCUUUGGUUGAUAGCAUGGUUACUAUCCUGGAGCUCACCUAAAUCAGAUACAUCAUUUGGUAAAUUGUUAAUUUUGCUGGUCAGUGUAUUUGGUGCACAAUAUUUUUAAUUCCUGCAUUUUGUAUUACUGUGUUUAUGUGUUAUUAUAGAACAUUGAUAUAAAUAAAGUUGAAAUUGUU
Molecule: messenger RNA, 4085 nt
Organism: Phaedon cochleariae (mustard beetle)
Lineage: Eukaryota; Metazoa; Arthropoda; Insecta; Coleoptera; Chrysomelidae
Source: the annotation of a GenBank genome assembly